Penicillium verhagenii is the source of this 621-nucleotide messenger RNA. RefSeq lists its product as uncharacterized. The transcript is spliced from 2 exons. NCBI's taxonomy places the organism in Eukaryota, Fungi, Ascomycota, Eurotiomycetes, Eurotiales, Aspergillaceae. The record is from RefSeq and is a predicted model, not a curated record. Bases 1 to 621 code for a protein of 206 amino acids.
AUGUCAGCCAGCGACGGUGUGAUAUCAAUUGCUGAUCUCAUAAGCCGUCAUCGCCGGCAUUUGGCCAAACCAUUAUUCUGGACCUCUCGCCAUCUAGAAAUGGUGGGAUGCCGAUUUCAACACAUUUACAAUACCUUCCCGAAGGCGCACAUUCACGACGACCAACGGUCACCAGAUGAAGGAGAGUUUGAGGCGCGGUCACUUGCCAGGAGCUUUUCGCUCCAGGGUAAAUUAGACGCGCUCACAAGCAUUUUGCUGUCCAUGGGGAGAAUUCUCAAGCAGAGCAGCAACGGGCCUUGUUUUUUUUUCGCAGAUCGCCCUGUUCAUCAACCACAAUACACCGUGUUUUAUUGCCGCAACGAACUUAACGAAUCUGUCUGUCAAGAGGCACUGCCUGUGAUUGGCUAUUUGAAUUACACAAAUGUCAGUGGUACUCGUUGGCACAAAUGUCAACGCCUGCGUUUUGACGGAAACGAUGAUUCCACUGUCUCACGACUCCGCAAGGAGAAUUUCGUUCGAGUCACUCCAAAGGAAUGGAGAGAGGAUCCCUACUUUUUGUGUGUCCUGCUACAGUCGAUAGCGAAAACAGCUUCUACCCUGGUAAUAGCUUUUGUUCUCUAG